This is a messenger RNA of Exaiptasia diaphana, 2642 nucleotides long. RefSeq names its product SIN3-HDAC complex-associated factor. Bases 111 to 863 code for a protein of 250 amino acids. Lineage: Eukaryota; Metazoa; Cnidaria; Anthozoa; Actiniaria; Aiptasiidae. Gene Ontology annotation, biological process: negative regulation of cell migration. The transcript has 3 exons. The record is from RefSeq and is a predicted model, not a curated record.
UAUUCUUUAGCCAGGGGUUCUACAGGUAAAGAGUCUCGAAAACUGCCGCAGAAAGUCACCAUAAAACUCGUCAUCCACAUUAACAACUUCUUGAACUCCUUCAUUAUACGAUGUUCUCUACGCACCGUCCGAAGAUAUACCGAUCGAGACUCGGGUGCUGCAUUUGUGGUGCAAAAUCAUCCAGCUCCAGGUUCACGUCCUCGGCAAAGUAUGAACAACACUUCGAAGGCUGCUUCGUUGUGAAUGAAAAGCGCCAGGGAGAGAUAUGUAAUGCUUGUGUGUUGUUGGUUAAAAGAUGGAGUAAGCUACCUCAAGGAAGUACGAAGAAUUGGAAGCAUGUUGUUGAUAGUAAAGCUAGUGUCAAAAGAACGGUGCGUCCAAGAAGAGCUUCAAGAAGUUCAACAUUAGAGACUAGAGGCCGUAAAUCUAUUGAUAGGGAUUUGGAUUCAACAAGUGUCAAAAGCGAAGGCAACUCAGUGGACGUCAAUGAUAACAUAGAAGACGAAAUUGACUGUCCAUCYCCUCCGUCAUUAGCAUGUGUUUCUCCAAGCCCUCCCCCUAGUGACACAUCAGAUGAAUCAGGWUCCUAYAAYUCUUCAACCAAGACCACCUCCUCAACUGCAUGUCAAACGUCAUUCUUGUUUCCYGCAUUAAAAUCACCAGCAUCAAACAAGUUGCCAUAUAUAGACCUAUCACUAUGGAGACAGGARGAAAUAUGCUGUGGUAUGAUCUUCAAGGGCCCGUGCGGGGAGGUGUUAGUUGAUCCCAAACUUUUAAAUCCUUUUUGUACAUGUUCUACUAGUCAGCAAAAGGUAAAUGGUUAUAUUGCAUCCACCAAAAACACUUGUAAAAUUCCUGUGUAAACUUAGUGACUUUAGGCUAUCAUGUUUAGCAGUUAUAAGUUUUAUUAUCUUGUGCAAUUGAUAAAAGAAUCACUUUUAUAAUAAGACUUAAAGGCUAAUGCAGGGAGGUCCCUCAUUGAAAUCCUUGAAAAGUGCUACAUUUUCAAAGGGUUUCUUUCAAAGGGCAUUUACCUAAACCCUUGAAAAAAUGAAAAAUUGGAGAAAUGUCCCUGAAAACUAUUUGACAAAAUGUCAAAUUCAGCUCAAUGAAACGUUCAACUGAAACAUGUUAGAAAUCAAUGUCUUGCUGCAGUGUGUCAUACACAAGAGACAUUUCUUUGAAGAAAAUGUUUACAUGAGCUAGCCUUCUUUGUUAGAUCAACAAGAUAGCAGCAAACCCAAAGGUACAUGUACCAAAACUGAAAAAAUACAUGGAAAAGUGAAUGAAAACAGAUAAAAAAAAGAUAUGACUUUUUUUUUUGCAAAAUGUAGAAGUGGAAAACCUACCUAGUACGGGAAUUUUAAAGAUUCAAUGCUGCAUGAAACAAAUCAUUUUGGUCCUUGGGUAGUCCUUUUAAAAAUCCUUGAAUUUAUUAAUGGAUGCCCUGCAUAAACCCUGUUAGAAUCACUGUUUCUUGGUUCUGAAUGGUAAAAUCCAAGCCUUCUCUGAACUUGCAAGAUUCUUCUUUUGAAAUCUAGGGGGAGCAUUUCCAUGAAUUUAAAAAAUAGCAAAUUUAUAUAAUCAAGCAAAAUAUUUAAUACCAAGACUUGAACUUUUCUAAAGACCAUCCUUCUAUGCCCUAUGGACAUUGCAAUGUCUUGUACAGUUAGAAAACUGUAACAUAGAUUGUUGCCAACCUUGUUAUUAAGUAUAAAGAUGUUAAGCAUCUUUGCUGUAAUGAAGGCAGUUUCAUUCUUUACUUUUUACUAAUUACAAACAAACCAAACAGACUUCAUUCUUUGUAAAAAUGACAAAAAAGGACCUCAUCUGUGACAUGAAAACAUCUUAAAAUAAGAUCUGCUUGUCAUGUAGCUUCCAUAUUAUAGGCAUUUUGAUUAAUUAUAUCAAAAAUAKAUAUUUUUACUAGUUAGCAUUAUAAUGAUUUCAAACUAAUAUAUUUUUACUAGAAAGUAAGUAAUAGUACGUACAUGUAUAUAUAGUAUACAAACAAUAGAUAUAGYUCUUGAAAAUCAAGCAAGCUUUCUAUCCGSACUACAGYGGGCAAAAGUAGCCAAUAGAUAUUMAUURYUUUAUGGUUAAUUUAGAAGUCUUAAUGGUCCUCUCAUGACGUCAUGUUAUCAGAUUUGAAAAAAUUGUUUCACAGUAUUAAUUAAAGUAUCAAUAUGAAGGAAAAUGUCCAUGUGAAGUAUAAGAAUUUAGAGAAAACACUUAAAAUAAAAAUAAAUUGGUAUUUAUAUGACGUGGAUCAUAGUCACUCAGCUACGUCCACAACUAAUGAAGUGAUUCACAUUCUUAGAUCUAUGAAUGAUGUAUAUUAAUUGAUUAUGUUAAUUACAUUAUAGAAUUUCUCAAUGAAACAUUUGUGGUCUAGCUUAAGCUCAAACAGCGCUCAUAUUUGGCUGAAUUGACAAAAGUUGUUAGUACCAAAUCUACUAGUAUGAUUCUAUCUUAUUACAUAAGCAAACAGCUGGUGCUAAACUUGUACAAUCAGCCUUUUUUUAUAGAGUGUACACUAACCAAAUAGUGCUGAGUGAUUAAAUACAGUGUCAAUACUCCAAUUUCGAGUUCUGGUUUGCUCUGUGUUAGCCUCAAAACCAAGUCACUUAUUCUUUUUUAUU